AUGUUAACAGGAUUACAAUGGCAUGUUAAAUUAAAUGAAAUCCUUUUGACUAUAAUAAAAUUAGUGAAGUAAGUCAUAUUUAUAUAUAAAAGAUUGGUGUUCAAGAUUUUAUUGAAAUAUAAAAUAUUUUUCAAUUGGUUAAAAAUACUUAGUAUGAGUGGUUGUUCAAUACAGGAUAAUAAAUAUAUCGCUUCGUUUUGA
Paramecium sonneborni is the source of this 201-nucleotide messenger RNA. The record is from the annotation of a GenBank genome assembly. NCBI's taxonomy places the organism in Eukaryota, Ciliophora, Oligohymenophorea, Peniculida, Parameciidae.